Molecule: messenger RNA, 2344 nt
Organism: Sarcophilus harrisii (Tasmanian devil)
Lineage: Eukaryota; Metazoa; Chordata; Mammalia; Dasyuromorphia; Dasyuridae
Gene: PTS
Product: 6-pyruvoyltetrahydropterin synthase
Exons: 6
Coding region: 650-1111 (153 amino acids)
Biological process (GO): tetrahydrobiopterin biosynthetic process
Cellular component (GO): mitochondrion
Molecular function (GO): 6-pyruvoyltetrahydropterin synthase activity
Source: RefSeq, a predicted model, not a curated record
AAGAAAAAGAAAAAAAGUGCACACAGCCUGUGUCGAUUUACAUUCAAUCUCCAUAUUUCUCUCUGGAUGCAGAUGGUGUUUCCCAGCCAAAGUUUUUUGAGAUUGCUCUGGAUGGCCAAUUCCCCUUUUAAAAGUUAAUAUUAUUAAUUUUGCUGAUAGGGAUGGGUAAUAAAAAAGAGAUACAUUGGAGAGCUUAGAUCUAGUUAACGGUUCGUUAUUAAGCGCAGAGAGGGAUAGUUUUGAGAUUCCUCUCAGCUACAGGAAUUAGCAACACUCCAAGUUGUACGUGGACGACUUGAAUACGGAUGUAAGAAAAACUGCCCCAAAUUAGAAUGAUGCAGGAGUUGUGCGGGACUGGCUUCGUAAAGCAGAGCGCUUCCCAUCUCUGGAGGUCUUUCGUAGCUGUGGGAGGUGGCCUGGGUGACCGUUGGCCUCCUGGGAUAGCGAGGCUGGGUUUGGACAUGCACCCAGACGGAGCUCCACCACGCCGCCAGGGGGCGGCCUCUCCCGCAGCCGAGAUUGGCGGGCGGGGCCUUCCGGAAAGCGAGCAGGCCGGCCGUUGCUGGAGAGGGCGCCGGCCUCUCGCUUUUUCUCUGACCACCUUCUCCCGUGGGUAACUGGAGAGGUCUCUGGCGGGCAAGUUUGCGACAUGAUGAACACGUCAGGCUCGCGUCCGGGACAUCCCUGCGCGCGGGUCUCGCGGUGCGUCACCUUCAGCGCGAGCCAUCGGCUCCACAGCAAAUCUCUCAGUGAUGAAAAGAAUCUGAAGCUGUUUGGGAAAUGUAAUAAUCCCAAUGGUCAUGGGCAUAACUAUAAAGUUGUGGUGACAAUACAUGGCGAGAUUGAUCCUGUUACAGGAAUGGUUAUGAAUCUGACAGACCUAAAAGAAUAUAUGGAGGAGGCAAUUAUGAAACCCCUUGAUCAUAAGAACCUGGACCAGGAUGUACCUUACUUUGCAGAUGUCGUGAGCACAACAGAAAAUGUAGCUGUAUAUAUCUGGGAAAAUCUUCAGAAGAUUCUUCCUGUGGGAGUCCUUUAUAAAGUCAAAGUGCAUGAAACUGACAAUAACAUCGUUGUCUACAAGGGAGAAUUAUCAGCCCUUGGGAAUUAAUAUUACUAUCUUAACAUUAAAUUCAUGGCUAAUCUUUUUGUAAAAGAACAUAUCUGUUGAAGUAUAUUAAUAAGCUGCUAUAUUGAUGCUACUAUUGUGUCUUGGAAUAUCUGAAUGUAAAAACCUUUCAAAUUUGUAGAAUUUUUAUUUAAAUCUAGAGAGUUGUACUUUACAAAUUAAAAGAAAAAUUGUUGUCAUAGUGCUUUGCUAGGUCAUUAAAAAACAAACCAACAAACUCUUUCUUUUAUUUUGUUAUAGUCAUCUAGUUUUCCUAAUUGAGAAAAUCUCUAGACAUGAAUAAUAAAUGAAUGAAUUAAAAAGCAUUGUAUAAGUGCCUACUAUGUACCAUCCAUAAUGCUAAACUUUGAGGAUACAGUAAAGCAGACAGGCCUUCCUUUCAGUGAGUUUACAUACAACAUAUAAAUCAAAGUGGUGGUCAAUGAAGAUUAUUUGCUUGGAAAGUUAAAGGCACAGAAUAGAAUCAUAGGAGAAUGAAGAUUGACACAUCUUUUCAGGAACUAUAGCAGAAUUGAUAGGAAUAUUAGGAAUAGAAAGGGUGGGUGAAGAAGUCUGAGGUUUAAAAUGAAAUAUGUCAGAGACAGAACCUAGAUUUGGUGGGCCACUAUGGCAACCAUAAUUAGCCUCUAAGGCCCAAAGAUAGGACUUGUAGGUAAGAACAUGUUAGGUCCUCCAGGGUACAAUUCUGGAGGUAAAGGAUGCUUUUGUAACUUAUUUGAAAUAUUAAAAUGUGUGUAGAACUUUACAAUAAAUCAAGUUUGAAUGACGUAGCUGAUUUUGAAGACCAUGAAUAGUGAUUACUUAUUAUACAUCCUCUUAAAAUAAUUGAACAAAAAAAGGAGGCUCUAUUCUUGUGUGACAACCCUCCCAUAGGAAUUGCUUACUCAUUGUCCCUAAUCAUUUUUCCUCUGUUAAUUUGUAUUAAAUUAAAUGAAUGUAAAUCUGUAGGUCUAUGUUGUGUGCACAGAACUUUUUCUUUCUUGGAUUCUCAUUUGCAUUGCUGGGGGGAAAGGGGAGGAGUAUCUCCUUUUCUUCUUUGUGCUUUGUAUCCAGUAAAGAAUCAGCUUGACAAUGAAAGGCCAGAAUAUGUUUUAAAGUAUUAAACUUAAUACAGUUUCAUGUGCAAACAUAUUUUGUUGUUGUGGUGGUUGUACCAUGUUAAAGAAAUGAUUGUUUUGUUCUGUGAAUUAAAAAUAAAUUUAAAAACAAUUAAGA